AUGUCGUUUAGCAGCUUCUACUCGGUGGUGAACGCCAUCAAGGAUAAGUCGGCAGAGGCUAUGACGACGCUGAGCUCCGAUCUUCAGGAAUUUAGGACCAUCGUGCAGGAGGAUGUGGCUGAGCUCAGCAAGAACCCAAAAGAUCCCACACAAUCCGCCACAGAAGAGCAAAAUGAGGAUCAAUACCCGCUGACGUCGCUGAAGAACUCGCUCUUCUCCUUCGACAUGACCAGCUCGCUUAACUCAGUUAGCAGCUCUGUGCAAGGGUCACUUACUUCAGUGCAGGGAUCUCUGACCACAGUAGGCAACAAGCUGACGUCGCUGAACGUCGGAUCAAGUCUCGGCUCGCUCGAGGCCAUGGGGUCCAAGCUACUCAACUCGGCAGACGAGUUCCUUGGUACAUUGGCGGGAGAUAACAUGUACGAAAACGACGAAGAGCUCAGUGAGAGUGAGCUUAGUGCCAGGCGAUUCCGGUUGCUAGCAUUACAGGAGGAUUCGGAGACAUACGUCGAGCCACCGCUCGACGUCGAGACCUUUGAAAAGUGGAAAGCUACGACGCCUGCUGAGGAGCUGGAAGAGAUCCAUAAGGAGGUGCUGGAGAACUACCCGACGGUCGGAGCCAAGUUCACGGAGCUGGUGCCGUCUUUAGUGGAGGCUGAUGUGUUCUGGGCGCACUAUAUCUACAAGGCCUCACUGUUGGCGGCGCAAGAGCAGCGUGGUGCUGACCUGCUUGAACACGCUCUGAACGAUGACGAGGAGGAAAUUGGCUGGGAUGUUGACUCACCGAAGGCCAAGGACGACGAGGGCAAGCCGAUUUUCCCUGACGACGAGUCGAAGGAGGAGGAGGAAGGCAAGACACCAGCUUCUACCGCCGCGAACGGCCCGACAUCCUCCAGCGAUGGAGAGAGUUGGAUCGAACUGGACGAGCGGAAGGAGUCGAAUUCGCCAGGUGCGUCGUCGAGUCUGAAGGAGCCGACCAGUGCGCUGACCGACUUGAAACUAGAGGAAGGAGAUGAAGCUGCCGAGGAGGACUCGCUGGACUGGGGUGACGAUGACGAUCUGGCGGUUCCGGAGGCAACAGCUACUGCUACAUCGGAAGCCAAGGCCCCUGAGGCGACGCCAGCAAGCCACGAGGAUGCCAGCAAACGUGGGGAGGACUGGGGCGAGUGGGAUUAA
Messenger RNA from Phytophthora infestans T30-4, 1176 nucleotides. RefSeq lists its product as uncharacterized. The transcript has 3 exons. Bases 1 to 1176 code for a protein of 391 amino acids. Gene Ontology annotation, cellular component: cytoplasm. Lineage: Eukaryota; Oomycota; Peronosporomycetes; Peronosporales; Peronosporaceae. The record is from RefSeq and is a predicted model, not a curated record.